AUGUUUAUUUCUUUAUUUUAUUUGUUUCAUUUCAAUUCUUCCAACUCUUUUUUCCUUUUUCUCCUUUUUCCUAUCAUAUUUUUUCUUUCUUACUUUCUUUUUUUUUUCACUAUUAACACGCCAUCCAAUUAUUCUAUAACAAAUCAACAAAUUUUUGUUUCUUUUCCUCCUUUUUUCUUUUUCUACCCAUUUUCAUCACUAAGUUUUUCCCCGUCUCUCUAUUUCUUUCUUUCUUUCUUUCUUUCUUUCUUUCUUUCUUUCUUUCUUUCUUUCUUUUCGAUCUUGUUUGCUUCUUUGUCUCGUUUGUUUCUUUCUUUCUUUUCCUCAAUAUUUCUUCUUUCUUCUCUUUCAGUUUCUCUGUUCUUUCUCCCUUUCUAUCUUUCUUUCUUUUUUUCUUUCUUUCUUUCUUUCUUUCUUUCUUUCUUUCUUUCUUUCUUUCUUUUCGAUCUUGUUUGCUUCUUUGUCUCGUUUGUUUGUUUCUUUCUUUUCCUUAAUAUUUCUUCGUUCUUCUCUUUUAGUUUCACUGUUCUUUCUUUCUUUCUUUCUUUCUUUCUUGCUUUCUUUCUUUCUGUUCAUGUAGACACUAUCUUUCUUUUUCUUCCUCACUUGAUGCACUUCAUCUCCCAAAUUUCUACUCCGAAAUUGUCCUUCCUUCCUUCCUUCCUUCUUUCCUUCCUUCCUUCCUUCCUUCCUUCUCUUUUCUUUUCCUUGCUAACAACUUUCCCUUGA
Acanthosepion pharaonis is the source of this 729-nucleotide messenger RNA. NCBI's taxonomy places the organism in Eukaryota, Metazoa, Mollusca, Cephalopoda, Sepiida, Sepiidae. The record is from the annotation of a GenBank genome assembly.